This is a messenger RNA of Nematostella vectensis (starlet sea anemone), 3097 nucleotides long. RefSeq names its product glutathione hydrolase 1 proenzyme. The coding region runs from base 147 to 1907 and encodes 586 amino acids. NCBI's taxonomy places the organism in Eukaryota, Metazoa, Cnidaria, Anthozoa, Actiniaria, Edwardsiidae. Gene Ontology annotation, biological process: glutathione catabolic process. The transcript has 9 exons. The record is from RefSeq and is a predicted model, not a curated record. Gene Ontology annotation, molecular function: glutathione gamma-glutamate hydrolase. Gene Ontology annotation, cellular component: plasma membrane.
GUUUAUUCGUGACCAAGCAUGACCGUGUGAGCUCAGCAAACUGCUGCGGCAUGACAGAAGCACUUUGAUCUAUAGAAGAGCUCUCUUUGUAGUCAGUGUUGAUCAAGACAAGUUAACAAGGAAUUCAACCACAGGAUUACCAUAGAAUGGGGUUAAAAAGACUUCAUGUCGUCAUCAUCUUCGUCGUUGCGGUGAUCAUUGUGGCAAUUGCAUUAGGAGUGGGACUGGGCCUUGGUCUUAAGAAGAAAGAUAGCAAGUCCGCUGACCCCAAGCCCAUAUUAGGAGAGGGUCCGUUUAAAAGCGGGGUUGUAUCUAGUGAUGCAGACGAAUGCUCCGAGCUUGGCGCAAAAAUGCUGAUCAAGGGGGGUAGUGCGGUGGAUUCGGCAGUUGCGACCCUGUUCUGUGUAGGCCUGCUCAAUCUGCACUCCACGGGGAUUGGCGGAGGAGGGUUCAUGCUCGUUUACCAGCGCGACACGAAGAAAGCGAAGUUUCUUGACUUCCGUGAGGUGGCACCUGGAGCCGCUAACUCCACCAUGUACGUGAACCAGACGGAGAAAGCUCAGCUUGGAGGGCUAGCUGUAGCCGUACCAGGAGAGGUUCGAGGUCUUCACACGGCCUGGAUGGAGUAUGGCAAGCUUCCGUGGAGAGACUUGGUACAGCCUACCAUUGACAUGGCUAAAGGCGGCUUCAAGAUCAUUCAUGCUCUUCAUGACGCCAUGAAAGGCGCCAUACCUAAAAUUUCUGCCGAUCCUGGACUAAGAGCUCUCUUGAUGGAGAAUGGCAAUCUCAAGCCAGAAAACUCGACAAUAAAGCACCCAGCCUUUGCCUUAACACUUGAAAAAAUCCGCGACAAUCCCAAUGACUUUUACGAAGGCUCACUUGCUGCAGACAUUGCAAAGGAUAUCCAGGACGGAGGAGGGAUCGUAACAGCUGAGGAUCUGAAAAACUACACGGCUCAAACUAAUAAAGUACCCAUCAAGAAUACCCUGGGGGGGAGGACCAUGUUCGCCACCACUGGUCCCUCGGGGGGCCCGGUCGUCACUCUGAUUAUGAACAUUAUGAAAGGGUACAAUCUUGGACCAGAGGCGCGCGCUUCAGACUCCGCGUCAGGGCUCACCUACCACCGCAUCGUGGAGUCUUUCAAGUUUGCGUUCGCGCGGAGGGCUUUGCUUGGAGAUCCUGCAUUUGAGAACAUCACUGAGAUAAUGAGCAAACUGACGAGUCCGGUGUAUGCGGAGAAGAUUCGUCAGAAUAUCUGGGACAACCAGACUCAUAGCAACGCCUCGUACUACGGAGCGGAGACCGGACAGACGGUAGACGGUGGUACCACUCAUCUCUCCAUCCUGGCAAGCAACGGGGACGCGGUGUCUGUCACGUCCACCAUAAACUACCGAUUUGGCGCCGCAUAUCUUGGUAGGCGCACAGGGAUCCUGUUUAAUAAUGAGAUGGAUGACUUCAGCACCCCCGGUGCCACCAACCUUUACGGCCUUCCCCCAAGUGAGGUGAAUUUUAUCAAGCCUGGCAAGCGGCCACAGUCCUCCAUGGCACCCGUGAUUUUCACUGACCAGGAGGGCGACGUCGAGUUGGUGUGUGGCGCCGCUGGCGGGUCAAUGAUCAUCACCAGUACUAGUCUGGUGUCUAUGAGCAAGCUCUGGUUCGGCCGAAGUCUCUCUGAAGCUGUCAAAGAACCUCGCCUUCAUCACCAACUCUUUCCCGAUGUAGUAACAUAUCUUGACCGAUCGCCCUACGAAUUACCGCUGGCAAUCCGUAAGGCACUGGAAACUCGCAAUCACACGGUCUCCCCCAGGACCUCGCAGAAUAUCGUGCAAGCUGUCAGUAGAAACAAGGACGGUUCCUUAUAUGGAAUGUCGGACCCAAGGAAAUUUGCCCGCGCUGCUGGUUACUAGAUCUGUAGCAUAGUGGGAUACAUCUGGCUAUUUUAGUGACCACCACCCCAUCACUGCGCGUGAGGAUUUGCUCCUUUUAUUUUGUCCUACUUCCACGCGGGUUGCGGGUUGUUGUUUUGCCAACUCGACAGGAAUGAAAAGAGAUCAUGUAAAAUAACUCGGAAGAAGAAAACAAGUCUAACUUAAGUAAGCAAGAUUGGCAAAUAUACUCACAGAAAACUAAAUCCCUGACUAGUUUGAAUGUUUUGUUUGUCCUGUUUAACCUGUUUAUAAAUGAAAUACAAGAAUCUGUACGGUCCGAGAUCAGACUCUUUGCAGACGACUGUAUUUGUUACCCCACUAUUAGAUCGCGAGAGGAUUGCGAAGAGCUACAGCGAGACAUAUCGAGACUCGCGUCCUGGGCUGACCAGUGGUCCAUAAGCUUCCAAGCAACCAAGUGUAACAUGAUCCGCAUCUCAAGGAAGACCAGAAACAACAUCAACCACCUGUACUAUCUGGAAGGUGUGGUCCUGGACUUUGUUGAGGAAAUAAAGUACCUCGGAGUCACAAUAACAAGGGACCUUCGAUGGAACAGACAUGUUGCUGAAACAGUGAGCAAGGCAAACAAGAUCCUAGGCCUACUUAAGCGGAACCUGCACUUUUGCGACACGAAAGAGAAGGAAGCAGUCUACGUAGGCCGCGUUAGGCCGCCGUUGGAAUAUGCAAGUGCUAUCUGGGACCCGCAUACCAGCAAGCUCAUCGUCGAGAUCGAGAAAGUCCAGAGGCGUGCAGCACGCUUUGUUACGGCAGACUAUAAUUUCUCCUUCGAGCCCGGCUCAAUGACGCGCCUCCUUUCCGAACUGGGUUGGCAGCCACUCGAAGACCGCAGGCGCACCUCAUCAUUGGUGCUCCUAAACAGUGGCCUAAAUAAUGCCUCUAUCCUGCCACUCGAAGAUCUGAGGAAACCGUCUCGCGCCUUGCCCCGCACUCAACACUCUGAAUUCUAUACUAUUCCUAACGCUAGAACUGACAUACAUAAAUAUAGUUUUUUGCCCCGUGCACUGAGACUGUAGAACAACCUUCCACAGUCUGUAAUUGACAUGAGAGGCUGCCCAGAGGCCUUCCACGCUGGGCUUUAGACUCGGCACUGCGAUGCGCACUGACAUAUUGUACAAUAGGUUGCGCAAUUUAUUAAAGUGAAGUGAAGUGUC